Ooceraea biroi (clonal raider ant) is the source of this 2913-nucleotide messenger RNA. It is a transcript of the gene dmpd, whose product is annotated as F-box protein dampened. Gene Ontology annotation, cellular component: nucleus. Gene Ontology annotation, molecular function: transcription coactivator activity; protein binding. Gene Ontology annotation, biological process: positive regulation of DNA-templated transcription. The record is from RefSeq and is a predicted model, not a curated record. Lineage: Eukaryota; Metazoa; Arthropoda; Insecta; Hymenoptera; Formicidae.
GUCAAAAUGUCGCUGAAAACGCCAACGCGGUUACAGUGAUCAUUGCCGCUCGCCUAACUCGGGGCACGUCGUCUCUCUUCGGGUCCUCGAGUUUCGUUCUCUUUCUCUCUCUCCCUCCCUCCCUCUCUCUCUAUUUCUCUCUCUCUCUCUCUCUCCUAUCUCGCCUCCUGUUAACGACCAACUACGAUCGUAGCGGAGAAAGAGAAGACCGCGAGUGCAUCGAUUACUCGCGCGCACGCACAGUUGCCCGGACGCGGUGAUUUCGUUAAGAAAUCAACCGGGAGGUUGGGAAAAACGAAACGGCCAAGCGCUCGUGGCAAGCAGCGCACUAUCGCUUCCUCGAGAUAUCGCGACGACUCUUCGAGCGCAACUCUUCUUGCGAAAAAUUCGCGGAGGCGAAACGGCCGCGGCGUCUCGUUAGGAUGAAUCUCGUGACAAAGUGCAAUCGCCUCGCUCACGCAAGAAUCGUUCUAACAGCUACUUGAGUUUGAGAUUUUGAGUAAAGACGUUUAUUGAAAGGCAAGAAAAUGGUGUCAACGCGUCAAUCAAGUAACAUGGGCAGCAGUGGCGGUAGUGGAUCAGCCGAGGUUGUGGAAGUAAGUACAUUGAAGAAGCACCAACCGGUGACGACAGUUGACACGUCCAACAGCGGGUCCAUCGAGUCGUGCAACCUGAACCUUUUGGAUUUGCCCGUGGAGGUUCUCGAGAAAAUUUUCGGCUACUUGGGCUUCAAUACAGUAGCUCACAUGCGUUUGGUUUGUCAUCAGUUGGACCGCAUUUGCGGGUCAAUAUUGAAUUCCACAUUCCAAAAGCUGCAGACACAAAUGUUGAGUCGCUUCCAAGCGAUUAAAGCACAAAUGCCUAGGCGCGAGUCCGCACGUCGAAAUCAUCCGUUAGCGUGCGAGUCGGACAUCAUAGAGACCCUGCACAUGCGACUCACUCUGCUGCAAAUGAGCUUCGGCAAGCACAUUGAACGGAAGCAUUGUUGCUUCUUCCCUGGCGAGAUCUUGGACGAGGUCUAUCGCAUUCUCCACUAUAUAAAAGUUACUCCGAAAUUGCAAAAACCUUACAAAGUGACGGAUGAGCUGUUCGAUCUGAGCACUAUGGCCAUGGAAUACUUCAAGGAACACAUCGAGCCGACAUUACCAGAAAUCCCUUACUUCGGUGCCGACUUUCUCGACCUUGCCGGCACGUUUUCCUCUUCUAGUAGCGUGAGUAAAACGUUCAUGUGUCUGGAUUCCACCCCGCUGAGCGUCGGAAGCGGGAAAACCGGCAGCGCCAGCGGGGAGGAGGGUUCUCCGUCGCAUUGCUCGGACGACCCGGCCCUGUUGGAGUCCAGUGUAUCGCCGCCACAAUCGAACAUGGUUCUGCGGAAGCGAAUUCGCAAGAUCAAGCAGGGCAUGAGGCGAUACAACAGUCAGCUGACGCUGAUGCGCAGGGAUUUGAGGAGUUGCAAGGCGAAAAUCGCAGAGCAACAGAAACAGAUCGUCGAGUACGCCAAUCGAAUGGACGACACCGACAAGAAGAACGACGAGAUGUCGCGGAAAUUUAGCACGCUCCUACAGGAAUUGAACAAGUGUAAAACCGAGCUACAAUAUUGGCGGUCCAAGUCACCGGCGAUGCCAGUAUGCGUAGGCUGUGGCCAGUCAAUGCCAGUUCCUACGGAAGAUUUACAAGCUUUAGCCAAUCAGGGAGUGCUGCCGGACGCAUUUGGUGAAGGGCAUGACUUUAUUCCUAUCGCGGAUGCCCACAGUCCUACUGAGGUGGUACCGCAACCCGUAGUCAUGCAGUCUCCGUCGGCGCCGACGGUAGAGAUGGCACCCCCAAAGGCUCCCGUGCCUUCGAUAUCCUUUAAACGGAAAUCUACCAUAGAGGAAACGUCAAGCGAUGCCGCGAAAAAAUCACGUCGCACUGCCAAGUCUCGUCAGGCUAAGCGCGCAAAGGUAUAAAUCGAUAACACUGAUCAUGGUACAAAUAUCUAUCUGUUCAACCAGUCUCUAAUAGGUUUCCGAAAAUGGGACUUUCUACGAUGGUUUACGCGCGUUUCUUUAUGUCAGCAAGAGCCGAUGAUCUUAGAAAAAAAAAAGUACAAAAUUCCUCACUGAACGUCCUGCAUCUCGCGCAACGAACCUCGUUUUUGGAAAUUCUAAUCACGUUGAAUUGCCGCAGCAGUUGCGAAAAAAAGAAAUCGCCAAUUGACUUCUCCAUUAUUUCACGGACGGAAUUGUGCCGUAAACGUAACGGCGUGAAUCGAUGAAUAUUCUAAAGAAACCUAGUCGAUCAUUAGCUUUGCUCGUAAAGCAACGUCUAACUAUACUUUCUCGAAUUCUUGUUAGAACUCUUUGUCUAUGCAACUAUUCUCAUUGUCGCGACGCAUCUGGGAUGCUAGAAAGUUGAGAUCGCGUUUUUUGUCAGUCCGUCAUGCAUUUAGCUGCGAUACCAUGAUGAUGAAAACACAAUAAACGUCACGUUAUCGCGGUGACGACGGACUCGCCUUCCAUUUUGCUCUCCGAUCAAAAAGUGCGUAGUGAUUUUCGUCUCGUUUCCAGAGUGGUACGUCUUUUUUAGGACAUAGAUCAAAUAUCGCAUCUUCAACAUUUUUGAUCGAAUAGGACAAUACGGGAAUAGAAAGCGUCUAAAUAUCGGAAAGCUGGCUUCCCAAAAAGAAGAGAAAAGGAAAAGAAAAUUAUAAAUUAUUGCAAUUGUAAAGAAACGAAGAAAUAAUUAUUGGGAAAUUUUUUUUGGAACUCUCGAAUUGUUCUCUCUAGCGUAAAGACAUAGCUUGUGGUAACUCACGUGCAAAGUUGAGAUUGAGCCUUCAACAAGUCUUAUUUCGCGGUAUUGAUUAAAAAAGAAAAAGUACCUGAGAGAACUACACAAGACUGGUUCGCGCAGGUACUGCAAGUGCACCAA